Molecule: messenger RNA, 4579 nt
Organism: Thalassophryne amazonica
Lineage: Eukaryota; Metazoa; Chordata; Actinopteri; Batrachoidiformes; Batrachoididae
Product: protein bicaudal D homolog 1-like
Exons: 12
Coding region: 307-3450 (1047 amino acids)
Biological process (GO): positive regulation of receptor-mediated endocytosis; protein localization to organelle; regulation of microtubule cytoskeleton organization
Cellular component (GO): cytosol; Golgi apparatus
Molecular function (GO): dynein intermediate chain binding; cytoskeletal adaptor activity; dynein complex binding
Source: RefSeq, a predicted model, not a curated record
UUCCUUUGUCCUCACCUUCUUUCCUUGCCUUCCGAAACAUCUUUAAUGGGCGUGGCCAUGCGAUUAAUGCACACGAGACGGACUGAGUGACGUACUCGGCAUUUACCGAAGUUUAAAAAUAAAUAAAUAAAAGAUUUCCGCGGUCGGGAUGUGACCGGAUAAGUUAUCGGAAAAAGAUGCUGCAUCAUUUCGUUCGUCACGGAGCGGCGCGCGAGGAGUCAUUGGGUGGCGUUAGGUGUGAGGAUCCGCGUGUCCCUCCGGCGGGGUCUGUGCUUUAAGGACGGACCGAAACCCGAACUGGGACCGAUGGCCGCCGGUGCGGCAGGAUGCGGGGAGGAGGCGGACCAGUGCCGGUCCGAGGUGGACCGUCUGAGCCGGGAGCUGGCCGAGGCCCACCGAGAGAAGAUCCGAGCGGCAGAGUGCGGGCUGGUGGUUCUGGAGGAGAACCAGAACCUGAAGCAGCAGUGCGCGGAGCUGGAGGCCGAGCAGGAGGCGCUGAGGGCGGAGCUGGAGGAGCUCCAAAAGGCUUUUGGCCACGCCUACUCCACCCAGCGUAAGGUGGCACAAGACGGAGAGAGCACGGAGGAGACGCUGCUGCAGGAGUCCGCCAGCAAGGACGCGUACUACCAGGGCCGCCUGAUCCAGCUGCAGUCAGAGCUCAUCAACAGCCGCGCAUCCUUAGCCAACGCGCAGGCCGACAACGAGCACCUGAGUGCCAUCCUGCAGGAGGUGCAGAAGCAGAGAAAUGAUGUGUUGGAGCUGCAGCACAGCCGGAUGCAGGAGGAGAUCAGGGAGUACAAGCUCAGAGAGUCUCAGCUGCUGCAGGACUGUAGUGAGCUGGAGGAGGAGAACAUCUCCCUCCAGAAGCUGGUGUCAACCCUCAAACACAAUCAGGUGGAGUAUGAAGGGCUGAAGCAUGAGAUGAAAGUUCUGGAGGAAGAGGCGGAGCUCCUCAGCAGCCAGUUACAGGAAGCUUUGCGUCUGAAGAACAUCUCGGAGGCCCACCUGGAGGAAGUCCUGGAGUCCCUGAAGAACGAACGCGAGCACAAGAACCACCUGCGGCGAGAACUGGUCCAUCACCUCAGCCAGUGCGGCGUGGCCUACAGCGGCACCGCUCUGCUGACAUUCUCCUCCACUCCGCCCAGUGGUGCUGCCACGCCCACCUCAGUGUUCUCCCCAAAUGCAGAAGAACCACCAAGGUGUAACAGCCUUCUCCAUGGUGGGGCGGGAGCAGUGUUGAUGUCCAGAGUUAAUCGCGAGCGCAGCAUGUCAGCUCGGACCCAGGAGGGGUCUCCAACCUUAAACCUGUCCAGUGAGAUCAGCCUGACAGAGAUCCAGAUCCUGAAGCAGCAGCUGAUGACGGUUGAAAAUGAGAAGGCAGCGCUGAUGUCCAGCCUGCAGCCAUCUCAGUCUCAUGUCCGGCACAGGCAGGAGUCUCUGAUGGAGCAGCACGAGGAGGUUGCUGAACCCGUCCCAACGAGGGCUCUGUUGGCCGAGGAGGCCCCAACGGACCCGCAGAGGGAGGAGCAGGAGACUGAGACUUCAACAAAUAGUCUGGAAUCUCUGCAGGUCAAGUACCAUAUGGUUGUGACUGAAGGAAUGGAGCUGAAGGCGGAGCUAAAAGCCUUACGGGAAAGGCUGGCUCAGCGUGAGGAGGAGCAACCAAGAGGGGGCACUCCGCUCCCGAAGGUAGAGUGUCAGCUGGCCUCACUGGAGAAAAGAUACCAGGAGGGAUGUGAGAAGAUAUGCAGCCUAGAGUUGGCUCUGCAGGAGCGUUCUGCAGCAGCCAGCAAUAUCCAGAAGGCGCUGAACGCCGCCCAGGAUCAGCUGAUGAUGGUGAGCGAGGAGCUUGCCCAGUUCUACCACCACAUCUGUCUGUGCAAUAACGAGAUGCCCAACCACGUCAUGCUGGAUUAUUACAGACAAGGCCGAGGCAUCAGGGCACUCAGUGCCAGCCUUAAAGCUGCGUGUUCGGACACAAACAGAGUUCUUCUCACGCCGCGCCUCGCCAGGCAUUUGGCCGUCACUGCAGACCAACCUCAAAGCCCCUCUGAGUCUCCUUCCAAAGAGUCCUUGUCUGGGCAGAGGACUGCAGAGGACAUGCAGGUUGCGUCCGAGCCCCCAUGCUCGCCUCCGACCUGCCCAGCCAGCACCAGUGCCUCCUCAUCAUCAUCAUCAUCAUCACCCAGUGAGCUGCAGAGAGACCCGAUGAACAUCUCCAACCUCAGCGCCAUCAUCAAAGACCAGCUGCAGCACCUCCACGGAGCGGUGGACAGGUGUCUACAGCUGUGCAGACACAGAGCAGCCGGGCCUCUGCUGGAGGACAAAGAGAGCUGUGCGGAGGAGAUGCUGAAACUCAGAUCUCUGCUGAGCACCAAGAGGGAGCAGAUCGUCACCCUCAGACUCAUCCUCAAAGCUAACAAGCAGACAGCUGAGGGGGCACUGACCAACCUCAAGAGCAAAUACGAGGCAGAGAAGUCCAUGGUGACGAAUACCAUGAAGAAGCUGAGGAACGAGCUGAAAGCUCUGAAGGAGGACGCCGCCACCUUCUCCUCUCUGAGAGCCAUAUUCGCCACCAGGUGUGACGAGUACGUGACUCAGCUGGAUGAGAUGCAGCGGCAGCUCGCUGCAGCCGAGGACGAGAAGAAGACGCUGAACUCACUCCUUCGAAUGGCCAUCCAGCAGAAAGUGGCCCUCACUCAGCGCCUGGACGACUUAGCCUUCGACCAGGAGCAGACACACCACACCCACAGCGGCAGACUGACCCGACUAAAGUCCAGUAAAGUAACGCCUCCAGCCUCAGCUUCAGCCUCGAACCUGGCUGAAGAAUCCACCAUAAGCAGCCCCCAUUCCUCCAGCCUCACUAGUCCGAAGUCUGUUGUUCCCGAGGAUCCCGGUGCUGCCCCCUUCAGUCCUGCCAGUGUCAGUGCAGCUGGUGCAGCCUCAUCUCCAGCUGUUACCUCCCUUACAUCACAGAUACACCCCCGCAGGCUGUCAUCACCGACCGAGAGCCCCACCUCUCCAUCAGUCUGCAGCCCGCCUUCGACCCUUCUAAGACCCGCCCACUUCCAGGGGACUCUGGCUGUCAGGCCAUUCCAGGUCGACUCUCACAGUUUCAGCUCCAACACUCUUCCUCUGAACACGUCUCGGCUCUGUGCCCCACCGCUGCACCGCUCCUCUUCCCCGUUUACUGCCAGGUCUCUCCAGCCAGGCUCCGCCCCCUCUCCUUCAUACUGUUCCCGUGUCAUGGACUUUAGACGCUUCAUGUGGAGCCCGAUGCUGCAGACCCAGUCCACCUCCAGCGUGUCUCACUCCUCUGUCCUCCACACUCCUUCCUAUCACAGCUCCUUCUCUCCUUUGACUCCCUCCAGCUCCUACCGCAGCUCUGUCGGCCGCCCCGCCCACUGCAUGCCCCCCAGACACUAUUGCUCCUCCCACCCUCGCCACUGAGCUCAAAUACCUCAACCGCUCUCAGCCUUUUACUCAGUGGGAGGGUUUUCCAUCAGGAUCCUGACCGAGUCUGGAGCUGGGCCUCCUCCUGAGCUGGACCAGGGUGGACUGGUUCUGAAGCUGCUCAGGGAUUUGACAUUUGAGGCACAGUCCCGCCUUCCUGUUCAGACUGCUGAUUGGUCAACAGCUUAUUCAGACUUUUAGUAACUUAUUUAGAUGUUCAGUUCAGAUCCACUGGACUUCUUCUUUUUUCUUCUGUCUUCCAGAUGUUUCACUGCUCAGUCUGAGGUCACGUGCACACGUGUCAGGAAAUCUGCUGACGCUGACGCUCUGAACGCCGCACAGACCAUCUGACCUUUUCCUCUAAACUUUGUUCUCUGCUCGCAAUCUUUCACACGGGCAAGAUUUUUGGGUUGGAUCAGAACCACAGUAGUAAACAUUCUGGUGUGGACGAGUAAACUGGGUAGAGACGGGCGUCCCGAACAGACAUAGCGACAAAAUAAAACUGGAACCCAUGACCUUAUAGCCAUUAAUCGAUGCUGGGUAACCUGAGUUCAUGUUGACGGUAGGCAGUUCGGUGUCUGUCUCCUUCCUGUGGUGAUUUCAUGAAAUCCAAACGUCCACGGAGGGAACCCAGUGAACAGGAAGUGACCUCUUUGACUCACCAAUGACGUCACCUUCUGGGGGUGGCAGUCCGGUCACAGCAGCUAUAAUUUGACCUUUGACCACAUACUCAAUAAUAAUUACAUCUGUAUAUAUGAUCAGAGCCCGGACGGUCAUUUAUUCCAAACAUACCUGAUCCUGGAUCUGCUUUGCCAGAACCCCUCGUCACAUGACCUUAUUGAUCUGCUGUGUGGCGUAUUUUCAGCCGCGUGAAUGAGCAAUGAAACAUCGCGACAUAGAAACUCUUCCAGUCGACUGAACCUUCUGAGAAUCUUCAGCAUUUAAAGGCGUUUAAUCGUCAUUCUGUCUUAAACUGUUGCCGAAGCACUGUAACCCAAAACUUCUUAACUUACCCAUAAUAACUUACUCAGUUCUUUUAAAUUUAUUUAUUUAUUUGGGAUUAGUUUGUUUUCUUUGUCUCAGUUUGUCUUUUUUGUCAUCUCUUUUUUUCAUUGUUCAUCCUUUU